AUGGUGACUGCGGCAGACAGUCUUGCACAGCUUCGCGCAGCUUUGGGCAACAAUGGGGCAUGUCUCGAGCAUGCGCGGCUGCAGCAAGUUGAGACACAACCACUGGAUGACCCCGACGGUCUCUCUUUUGCGAUUCUCUUGGGCUAUACAGAGGAAGGAUGCGACGGCUCGCAACGCAAAGUUUUGAUACACCUUUAUCCCUUACCUGGGAUUAACGGUCGGGCAGAAAUACAGUUCCAUUCUCAUGCGACCAGAGGGAACGAACACGCUAGAUACGAUGGUUCAUACAUCGUGAAGCGCUUGUCGCGUCCUGCUGCUGCUUUCGCGCUGCCUGGUCGGACACAGUUCUCGCUGAACAAGAUUCUCGCGCUUGCGAGGUACUACUUCCUUCAGAAAUUGGUCGAGUAUGACAACAAUACCGACGCUGAGAAAAUCGCUCUGGGUGGCUUGCCUUUGAGCAAGAGUAUGCGAGACGAACUGGAAGCUGCGUGCUCGGCCAUCUACGAGACAUCUCUCAACGGAGGCAUACCGGUAGCGCAAUCACAGCAUUGCGAAAAGCCGAGCAGUUCACUAUCCCGCUCAUUAGGAGCUCAGGAGGAUUUCAGCAUCACAGGACAGGAUAUCCAGGGACAUCAGGCGCUCUGUACACUGAGAGCUGCGCAGGGCCAAGAUCUUACUAAAUAUACUGCCGAGCCUCCAACGACACUAAACCAGCUCAUCACCCUGAGAAGGACCGAAAAAAGGCUAGAAAAGGAUGUUCGCGACCUUGACAUGCAGUUGGCAGCUCUAGCAGCGGAGCGAGACGCCAAGGCAGCUGACGUUGAUAUGGUCAAGAGACAGCAAGAGGAACUGUUCUACGGGCUAGACAUAAUGGAAAUCUACCGGCUUGGCGAGGAAGUUGGCCGUGCAGACGUGGAGAAUCACCUCCAGCUUGCAGACACAGAGAAUCAAGUCUAG
Plenodomus lingam JN3 is the source of this 957-nucleotide messenger RNA. The record is from RefSeq and is a predicted model, not a curated record. Lineage: Eukaryota; Fungi; Ascomycota; Dothideomycetes; Pleosporales; Leptosphaeriaceae.